CUCUACUCGAAAAUUACAAAGAUUGGAUUUGGACUUGGCAACCGAAGGACAUACUAGUGCUCUUGGAAUUCUUGAAAUUUUCUCAAGGAAGCAAAAUUAAAAAUAAGAGUAGAAAACUAGAAACAUAUAAGGGAUUUUGUGUUCCUCCAUUAUACUCUACAGAGUAGAAACAAGAAGCAAGUAGAAGCAGCAGCAGCAGCAGCAGCAGCAGCAGAAGAAGAAGAGAAAGAGAUGGAUCAGAUAAAGCACAAGACCUUAUUCUUGAACGGCAUAAACAUGCACGUAGCAGAGAUAGGCCAAGGCCCACCAGUCCUAUUCCUCCACGGAUUCCCAGAACUCUGGUACUCUUGGCGCCACCAGAUGCUCUCUCUCUCCUCCCUCGGCUACCGCUCCAUCGCCCCAGACCUCCGCGGCUACGGCGACACAGACGCGCCGCCUUCCGCCGCCAGCUACACCGCCCUCCACAUCGUCGGAGACCUCGUGGCCCUCCUCGACGCCCUGGCCCUGGACCGGGUCUUCUUAGUGGGCCACGAUUGGGGGGCCGUCGUCGCCUGGUACUUCUGCUUGCUCCGGCCCGACCGGAUUCGGGCUCUGGUUAAUAUGAGCGUUGUUUUUAGUCCCAGAAACCCUAAGAGAAAACCCAUCGAGUCGUUGCGAGCUGCUUUUGGUGAUGAUUACUAUAUCUGCCGGUUUCAGGAACCUGGAGAGGCAGAAGAGGAGUUUGGGCGUGUUGACACUGCAAGGAUAAUAAAGAAAUUUCUGAUAUCUCGAAAACCAGGUCCACUUUGUGUACCUAAAUCAGUGGGGUUUGGGGGUUCACCCCAUAAUCCAAUUACAUUGCCAUCUUGGCUUUCAGAGGAGGAUGUGAAUUAUUAUGCCACAAAAUUUAAUCAGACAGGUUUCACCGGCGGUUUGAAUUACUACCGAGCUAUGGAUUUAACCUGGGAGCUAACAGCUCAAUGGACUGGUUUACAAAUAAAGGUGCCAGUUAAAUUUAUUGUGGGCAACGAGGAUCUGACCUAUACCACCCCAGGUGUCAAAGAAUAUAUACAUAAUGGCGGUUUCAAAAGGAAUGUUCCCUUUUUACAGGAACUAGUCGUAAUGGAAGGAGUAGCUCACUUCCUCAACCAAGAAAAGCCAGAGGAUAUCAGCGCACACAUCUACGAAUUCAUCCAGAGGUUUUGAUGCAAGCUUACUGUCUGAAUUACUGAUGCAGCUUAACUGCCAGGAUGCCAUUUUUACAUUUCAUAGAAACCUGCUAAUUUCAAGGAAUAAAGAGUGAUCAUGCGUUUUUUGAAAGCUCAGGAUCAUAAUUGACAUGUUACUCUGGAUACUUGUUUGUUGCCCAUAAUUUGCCAUCCUCAUAAGUCAUAAGGAAUGGAUAGUUGUUUAUAAAAAAAGAAAAGAAUGGAUAGUUCAUGUGUUUUGAAAAAACUCUGACCCACUUCAAAUAAAAGGCCACUACCCAUGUCUAGAGGUUUCCUCUUGAAGAAAGAGGACCAAGCUUACUGACUUAUUGUAUACAUUUUAGGCAGCCGAAAUCACCGCCACUGGGACUUGUUAGUUUCUUCUUCCGUAAUAGGACCGAACUUCUUCCUAAAAUUUGGCCUCCUGACUUCUUUGUGUUUGGUCUAAAAAUGAGUAUUCCAAAUUAUUUGGCAUUAGGCUGCCUCACAUACCACCAAACUUCUUUUGGGAAUUGUUUUUCGCGCUCCAAAAAUUACUGUCGCUAUCUAUUUCUUUUUCGUCUUAAAACGCAUGCUGCAAAUUAAUUCGAGUUUAGUUGCCUUUUUGGAAUUUCAAACUGAAAAGAUAGGGGCAAUUGGAGGCAAAUUUUUGUGUUGGGUUUGUGAGAAGUGGACGCCGUAUUCCCUUUGUAGAAUGCAUUUUUGGGUAGAUUAGGCCGAACAUGAGCCA
Messenger RNA from Rhododendron vialii, 1917 nucleotides. RefSeq lists its product as uncharacterized. The transcript has 4 exons. Bases 232 to 1185 code for a protein of 317 amino acids. The record is from RefSeq and is a predicted model, not a curated record. Gene Ontology annotation, molecular function: hydrolase activity. NCBI's taxonomy places the organism in Eukaryota, Viridiplantae, Streptophyta, Magnoliopsida, Ericales, Ericaceae.